AAAAAAGUAUAUGAAUGAUCAAUGUAGGACCCCUGUAUUAGUGGCCAACUCAUCAAUUACAUUAACAUAUAUCAAGUAGCAUUUGUCAUUAACUGCCUACUUUUUGCAACUUAAGUACCAGGAGAACACUACAGAUAUCUAAUGUUCAAACCAAAAAGUUAAGAAAGAAAAUUCAAAAUACACAGGUCAACUUAAAAAGUUGACAGAAUUAUCAGAAAAACAAAAGCCAUCAAGCUAGUUUUUGAGUUUGGGAUCAAACUAUAUAUUUAUUUCAUAUUGUUUCACCCUGAACACAACUAGUUCCUGCAGCAUAUGAAUGGCAACUGAAGCUGGUAUUCCGGAUGUCAUAUUAGAUACGAAAGGUCAAGCGGAAGACGUGUCCUUAACUACUGGACAGUUUGAAAAAACUGUCAAUGAAGAUAUCUCUGUGGAAUUGAAAAAAUGCGAAAGUCAUACAAGUGAAAAUUCUGAAACUAACAAAGUCGUAUCAGAAAACAAGCAAGUUUCAGAUAGCACCAAGGUCGAAAUCAUAAAGAAUGUAGUUGGCAAAAACUUUGGGAACUUAGAGGAUGGAAGUUUUUUGACAGCACCCUCAGCUCCCAUUGUUUGCAAAGAAGAUGCUAGUAAACCAGAACGUUGUCUGGUUGACGAACCGAAUUCAUCUGAGAGAGAGAUUUCGAAGAAAGCAAAGCAUAUGCAAGAAGGCCAAGAAUUUGAGGUUUCACAAGAAGCAGCAAGAGACGGUGAAUUAGUGGAAGAGAAAAACCAGGAGUCAGAUUUUGAUGAAAGAAAUCAUAAUAUUGGAACGAGUUUGCAUGCUGUAGAAGUUGGAGAGACAGAGUUUGAGUUUGAACGAGAAGAAAUCAUGGAGGAUAAGAUUAUUCUCGAUCAAAAUGUGAGUGUAAUCUUGCAUCAGCAGGAUUCUGUUGAUGAAGAAAGUACUGAAAAGGAGACAAAAGACUCGGAGAAAGAUGAAAGAGAGAAAAUGGAGGAAAGCCAACCAGAGCUAAUUAAUAAAGAUGUUCCCAGCAUAUUAGAGGCUACGUCCGAUCACAAUAAUGAGGUCUCAAUUCAUACCCCUGAUUCGAGCUUAAGCAGAGAUGAUCAAUCAGAAGAAUAUGCAGAAGAAAGGGAAUUCAAAGGCAUCGAGGAGGAAGACAAGUGCAUUGAUUUGGUGACUGAGAAGAGAGGGUCUAAAGUAACUUGUUCUAGUGAAGAUAUUGGCAAUGAAGAUGAGAAAGAUCGUAUAAUGUGCGACAGUACUGGGGACGCCUCCAUCUCAACCACAGGUUUAAGUCAAGAAAGUCAGAGUAAUAAAGCUGGAGACCCUGUGAAGGACAAACUUGAAAAGAUACUUGUGGCAGAUGAAGUGGGUGAGCGAGAUGCUGAAAUUACAGAAGAGAAGCAUAAAGAGGUUUCUGGAACACCAUGCCAAGAGACAAACCAAGACGAUAAUGAAACAAGCAAACUAGAGAAAGAUGAAAAUCCAAUUGAAAACGAAUUGCAGGAUAAGAGCAGCUCAGUUACUCUCUUUGAUACAAAAGAAGAAGAUAUUAGCUCACGAGAAUUAAGCGAUGCAGAAAUUCUUAAAGAGUACUCUGAAAGCAGGUCAGAUUACAUUGCCAAAGAGAGCAAAAUCGAAGUUACAGAGCCAACUGGGGUCGUUGAGGAAACUGUUCUAGUCUGCACCACUCAACAUGAUCUUGACAGUUCAUCCAGGAAACAAGAAGACAUUCAUGAACAAGGUGAGAAGCUGGAUAUAACAAAGGCUGCAGAAGAGGAGGCACAAGAAACAGAAGGAUCCAAUCUUGUAGCCACCGAUGACUUUAAUAGUACUGUCGAAUGCGUCCAAGAAAAAAUUACAGACUUGGAUUCUAGAAAUCAUGGGGCUGAAGCAGAGGAGGCACAAGAAGCAGAGGUAUCUGGUUCUGUGUUGGCCAAGGGUACCAGUACUGUCAAACUCAUUCAAGCAGAAGAACUUACAGAAUUGGAUUCUACAAGGGAUGAGGAGCACAUAGACGAUAGUUUGUUGCAGCAAAAUAAACCAGAAGAAAAGAAGCUUCAAACAGACUUGAACGUGAUUUCUGAGAUUAACCAUGCAGGUUUUGGUGGAGAUUCUGCAACAAUUGCCUCUGUCAUCAAGGAUGGAGAAACUGAAAACAUUGAAGAAAUCUUUGAGAACAAAGAGAAGGGAGAGGAACCAGACCCUACUUGCGAGUGCGAAACAGAGAUUAUGAAUCCCUUGUCAAUUCAUUCAGAUAAUAAGAUUCAAAGUACAGUAGCUGAAUUCCUGAUAAAUGAAGCAGACAAUUCACAUGUACCAUGUCUCUUGGUUGAACAAGCAGAAGUUCAAGAAAAGGUUGACAAAGCAGAUCAAGAAUCGCAUGAAGAAGAUUACAAAACAAACGAAACAUCCAAAACAGAUGAAAAGCCUUAUGGAGAUGAAUCAGUCUAUCAAGGCUUAGAGAAAGAUAAUUUGCAGCAUACAACAUCCGAGAGAACAGUGCAAACUAAAAUAGAACUGGAAAUAAGUGAAAGCACUGAGAAGCUUGAGGAGGAUUGUGGAUUGCACUCUAAAGGAAGCUUAGAGACAGAAGCUGCUAGAGAGGACAUAUCAGGGGAGGUGAAAAAGGAGACCGAAUUUGUUGAUGUGGACACACAAGAACUCACUACAAAAAGUCAUGAAACUGAAGAAGGUUCAAUGUUAGAUGACAUUAAAGUCGACGACACAGUAAGAGAGAUGACGGACAACCCAAGUGUUCAAGUGGAGAUUCAUGAGGAUGAAGCCUUGACAUCAAGAGGUGAUGAUGAGAGCCAAAAAUCAGAAAGCAAAGGAAAUGUUGAUAAAGAACACAUUGUUGAUGAUGUCAAAUUUUCUAUACCAGAAACAAUCCAAGGUGAAACCAGUAAGAGAAAUCAAGACACGGUAAAAGAUGCAGAAAAGUUAAAUGAAGAAGAAUACACUGCAGAGAUCAAAAAGGAAGGUCAUACAGCUGCAUUUUCACCAGAGAAUGUGCAAGAAACAUUAAAAGGAUAUGAAAAUGAAGCAGAAAUGUCCAAAAGAGAGGUUGUUGAAGAGGGAGAAAGAAUUGGAGCAGGUGAAAGCAUUCCAUGUGAAACAAGAAAGGACAUUGAAAUAUUUGUUGAUGCUUCAUCAGUUAAGGAAGAAGGCAAAGACCUGGAUCCCAUUAAAGCUUUGAUAAAGGAGAAUAAAGUUGAGGGAAAAUUCUCUACCAAUGUUUUGAAUGACAAUGAUAGCGAUGAAGUCAAAGAAUCAGAAAGACCACUAGAGCUAGCAUCAAAAUCUGAAGAAGAUCAUCAACAGGCUGUACAGAAAGAUGAACCAGAAGAGAAAUUUGAAUGUUUGCUACAAGUGACACCUAAUGAAAUUGGGACAGAACCAUCUAGUGAACAUGCUAGAAAUAUAACCUGCGUAGAGAUCUUCGAGGAGUUAGAAACAACUGGAGCAAGUGACAGCAUUCCAUGUAAGACAAAUGAAGAUCCUGAAAACUUUGUUGUUGCCUCAUCUGUGAAGCAAGAAGAUCAACAUGAAGUAGAUAAAGAGCUAGAUCCAGUGCACACCUUGGAAGAGGAGACUAAACACGAUGACUCAUUAUCUACCAAAUCAAUGGAAGAAAAUGAAGACAGAAGUUCAGAUGUAGCAUCAAAAUGUGAUACAGAUCAACAACAUGCUCUAAAGGAAGAAGAACCAAUGAAGAAGCUUGCAGAAUUGCUACUUGCAAGGCUUGAAGAAACUGAGAAAGAGCCAGCAAGUGAAGAUGGUGAAAAGUUUGUAGUUGCCUUGUCAAUGAAGCAAGAAGAUCAACAUGAAGUAGUUAAAGAGCUAGAUCCAACAGAAAUCUUGAAAGAAGAGACUAAGGUUGAUGACACAUUAUCUACCACAACAGUGGAAGAAAAUGAAGACAACAAAAUCAUCACUACAGACAAAAGCACAAAUAUAGCAUCUAAAGAUGAUAAAGAUCAACAGCAUGCUUUGCAGAAAGACGAACCAAGGGAGAAGCUUGCAGAACUGCUAUUCGCAAUGCCGAAAGAAAUUGAGACGGUGUCAGCAAGUGAAGAUGCAAAAAAGUUUGUUGUUGCCAAAUCAUUGAAGCAAGAAGAUCAACAUGAAGUAGAUACAGAGAUUGAUUCAUUGGACACCUUAAAAGAGGAGACUAAAGUUGAUGAGUCGUUAUCUACCAAAGCAGUGGAAGAAGAUGAAGACAGCAAAAUAAUGACUGUAGAUAGAAGUACAAGUAUAACAUCAAAAGGUGAGAUCAGUCAACAAUAUGCUCUACAAAAAGACGAACAAAGGGAGAAGCCUGAAGAUUUGCUACUUGCAGCGGCCAAAGAAAUUGAGACAGAACUUGCAAGUGAAGAUCCUGAAAAGUUAGAUGUUGCCUCAUUAGUGAAACAAGAAGAUCAACAUGAAGUAGAUAAGGAGCUAAAUCCAGCAGAAGCCAUAAAAGAGGAGACUAAAGUUGAUGAAUCAUUAUCUAUCAAUGCAGGAGAAGAAGAUAAAGAUAACAAAAUCAUGACUACAGACAGAAGUACAGAUAUAGCAUCAAAAUCUGACACAGAUCAACAACAUGCUCUACAGAAAGACGAACCAAUGAAGAAGCUUGCAGAAUUGCUACUUGCAAGGCUCGAAGAAACUGAGAAGCCAACAAGUGAAGAUGCUGAAAACUUUGUAGUUGCCUUGUCAAUGAAGCAAAAAGAUCAACAUGAAAUAGACAAGGAGCUAGAUCCAAUGAAUUCCAUGAAAGAAGAGACUAAAGUUGAUGACACACUGAUUACCAAAGAUUUGGAAGAAGAGGAAACCCACAAAUUUAUAACCACAGAAAGAAGUACAGAUAUAGCAUCAAAAGGUGAAACAGAUCAACACCCACUACAGUUUGACGAAAGAAGGGAGAAACUUGAAGAUUUGUUACUUGUAACACCUGAAGAAAGUAAGACGGAGUCAGUUAUUGAAGCAGCUACAAAUGAUACCUACAUGGAAAGGGAAGGAAUAACUGACAGCCAUGAAGAAAGCUCAAAAACAGAAACCGAAGGAGAAAAGGCAAAGAAAAACGCUAAUGAUACAGAAGAAAAGGUGCUCGAGACUACUAGUGCAAGCCAAGAAACCAGAGAACAUGCAUUAAGGGAGCUUGAUGGUGAUGAAGACUUGUACUCCAAGAUUACUGAGACAGACACCAAAGAAACGCAGGUAAUAACUGGAGUGGAGACAACACCUAUAAGUAUAGAAAUAAAAGAACAAAACUUUGACAAACAAAGCAUUGCGAAACAAACUUCUUUAUCUCUUCAAGAAGAAAUGGUUGAGAAAAGUUCAAAAGAAAGUGAAAAGGAACUCGCGAUAUUGGAGCUCCAAGAGCAAAAUAAGGUGACAACAUUGGUAGAGGAAAUAAAAGCUGAAACCAUAGAAUGCAGUGUUAAACCAAAUGAGGACUUUGAUACUACAGAUUCUCGUAUUGAAGAAACAAGCAUGAAUGAGGCAGCAAGGGAACCAGAUGACAAGAAGGAGGUCUUAAGUCAUGAUAUUACUCUUGAAGAGAAGAGCUUGGCAACCAGUGUAGACGUUGAAGUACAGUCAGAUUCUCCCUUAUCAGAAAUCUUGAGUGAAGAAAGACAUGACAAGGAGGAGGAAAAAAUUUAUAAUGGUGUUUCUAAAGAGGAGGGACUGGAAAACAUAGAAACUGGUGUUAUAUUAGACAAUGCAAAUAGUGUUACCUGCUUGGAGAUUGAAGCUAUUCAGAACAUUGAAGAAACCUCAAAGACGGAAUUGAAAGAAGAAGAGGUGAAGAAUUCAGAUAGUACAAUUGUCCCAGAAAAAGAGAUUGUUGAAGAGUUAGAAACAGCUAGAGCAAGUGAAAGUGCUCCAUGCGAAACAAAGGAUGAUGUUGAAGAAUUUGUUGGUGCCUCACUAGUGAAUAUAGAAGAUGAGAAGGCAAAUAAUAAGGAGCUAGAUCUAACGGAUUCUUUAAAGGAGGAGAAUAAAGUUGAUGAUACUAGUUCUACUAAAGUAGUGGAAGUCGAAGUUGAAAACAAUGUUACAACCACGGAAAGAGGUAUGAAAGUAGUAUCAUCAAGUGAAGAAGACAAAGAAGCACUGCAAAAAGAUGAAGCAGUAGAAAAGCUUGAUAAUUUUCUACAUGUUAUGCAUGAAGAAAGUGAGACACAACCAGCAAGUGAAGAUGUUACAAGUGCUAGCUGUACGGAGGUGGAAGGAUUAAUUGAAGACAAAGAAGCACUGCAAAAAGAUGAAGCAGUAGAAAAGCUUGAUAAUUUGCUACAUGUUAUGCAUGAAGAAAGUGAGACACAACCAGCAAAUGAAGAUGUUACAAGUGUUAGUCGUACGGAGGUGGAAGGAUCAAUUGAAAACCUUAAGGAAACCUCAAAAGCAGAAGAUGGUGUUAAAGGAUUUGUUAGUGCCUCAUUAGUGAAUAUAGAUCAUAAGGCAAUUGAUAAAGACCUAGAUCUAGUGGAUGUUUUGAAGGGGGAGAAUAAAGUUGAUGAUACUUCUUCUGCCGAAGUAGUGGAAGUCAAAGUUGAAAACAAUGUUACAACUACAGAAAGAGGUAUAGAAGUAGCAUUAACAAGUGAAGAAGAUAAAGAAGCAGCUCAGAAAGAUGGAGGAGGAGAAAAGCUUGAUAAUUUGCUACAUGUUACGCAUGAAAAAGGUGAGACACAACCAGCAAAGGAAGAUAUCACAAGUGUUACCUGUACAGAGGUGGAAGGAGUAAUUGAAGAUCUUAAAGAAACCUCAAAAACAGAAAUCAUGGAAGAAAAGGAGACCAUGGAUAAUGCAAUUGACACUGAGGUGCUCGAGACUCCUAGUAUGGGGCCAAAAACCAAUGAACAGGCAUUAAGAGAACUUGAUAAUGUCGAGGACUUGCACCCAAAUCUUAUUGAUACAAAAACCACUAAAGAGUCCAAAGAAACUCAGGUAACUACUGAAGUGGAGACAGCACCUCCAAGUAUGGAAAGAAAUGAACAAAUCUUAUACGAUCAGAGAACUACAGAACUCUCUUCUUCAUCACUAUUAGAAGAAAAAGAAGUGCUUGAGGAAAGCUCAAAGAAUAUAGACAAGGGAGAAGACAUGUGCCUUGCACUCAAAGAACAGAAUGAAGUGACAGAUUUGGUAGAGGAUGUAAAAGCUAAAAUCUUAGAGGACAGUGCAACGCCAACGGAAGAAAAAGUUGCAGGAGAAAACUCCCAGGAGACAAAACCUGUUGUACAUGGAUUUGACUCUAUCUCAACUGAAAUUCUCAACGACAAAACAAGCUUGAGGGAAGUAAAAUCAGAUAACGAAGACAAGGAGGUCAUAAAUCAUGACAAUGUCAUUGAAGAGGAGAGGUUGGAAAACAAUGUAGAUGUUGAAUCACAAGCAGUUUCUAUAUUGCCAAAAAUUUUGCAUGAAGAAGCAAAACCAGAUAUCGAGAAGCACGUCAUUAGUUACAAUGAUGUUCCUGAAGAGGAAAACAAUAUAGAAACCAAUGUGCAAUCUGAUUCUGUAUCUUUUGGAACAGUGAGUGGAGAAACAACCUUGAAGGAAGGUCUGGAUGAUGAUGAAGAAGAAGCCAAAAGUUAUUAUAUUGCUCACUCAACUACAACUGCGAGUGAAGAAACAAGCCUGCAGGAAGUUAGGCUUGAUAAUAGUGAGCAAGUAAAAGGUUGUGAAACGGCUCCAGAUGAGAAUAAUCUACCCAACAAUGUUGAUGUAAAUGUGCAAGAUGACUGUAUUUCAAAUAAAAUUAUGAAUGAAGAAGCAAGUAUGAAUGAAGGUGAGCCCAAUAUGGAAGAGGAUGUUAAAAGCUUUGAUAUUGCUCCUGAAGACAACAGAUUGAUAACUACUGUUACUAGUGAAGUACAAUCUAUAUCUGAUAUAGAGAGUAAAGAUUCAUGCUUGAAGGAAGUCACACAAGAGCAAGAAGGGCAUGUCAAUGGUUCUAGCGUUGCUCUUCAAGAGAAUAUUCUACCCAGAAAUGUCGAUCUAGGUGUACAAGAAGGCUUUGUUUCAACUAAAAUUGUGGAUGAAAGAACAAGCUUGAAAGAAGACGAAGUCAAUAUGGAAGAGGAUGUCAAAAGCUUUAACAUUGCUCCUGAAGAGAAGUCUCCGGUGAUCGUUGAUACUAGUGAAGUGCAAUAUGUCUCUGUCUCGGAUGAAAUAGAGAGUGAAGAUCCUUACUUGAAGGAAUCCACACAAGAGCAUGAAGAGCAGGUCAAAGGUUCCACUGCUAUUCUUGAAGAGAAUAGUCCACCCAUCAAUGUUUAUCUAUGUGUACAGGAUGACUCUAUUUCAAAUAAAAUUGGGAGUCAAGAAACAAGUUUGAAGGAAGACGAACCCAAUAUGGAAGAGGAUGUCAAAAGCUUUGAUAUUGCUUCUGAAGAGAAGUGCUUGGUAACUGAUGUUGCUAGUGAAGUACAAACUUUCUUUGUCUCAACUGAUACAGAGAGUAGUGGUUCUUUCUUGAAGGAAACCAUACAAGAAAAGGAAGAGCAACUCAAUGAUUCUAACAAUGCUCUUGAAGAGAACAGUCCAGCCACCAAUGUCGAUUUAGAUGUACAAGAUGACUUUGUUGCAACUAAAAUUGUGAAAGAAGGAACAAGCUUGAAGGAAGACAAACCCAUCAUGGAAAAAGAUGUCAAAGACUUUGAUAUUUCUCCUGAAGAGAAGUGCUUGGUAACUACUCUUACUAGUGAAGUUCACUCUGUCCUUGGCUCAGCUGAAAUAGAGAGUGAAGAUUCUCAUUUGAAGAAAGCCAUACAAGAACAUGGAGAUCAUGUCAAUUGCUCCAACACUGCUCUUGAAGAGAAUAGUCCACCUGGCAAUGGAGUUGAACCAAAUAAAGAAGAACAUGGUAUUACUCUUGAAGGGAAGAGCUUGGCAUGCAAUAUUGAAGUACAAUCAGAUUCUCCCUCACCAGAAAUCUUGAAUGAAGAAAAAAAAUUGAAAGAAGAACUUGAUAACAAGGAGGAGGACAGAACUUAUAAUGAUGUCCCUACAGAGAAGGGAUUGGACAACAUAGAAAUUGGUGCGAUAUCUGACAUUGCAAAUAGUGUUGCAUGUUUGGAAGUUGAAGUUGUUCAGAACCUUGAAGAAACCUCAAAGGCAGAAAAGAAAGAAGAAGAGGCAAAGAAUCUGAAUAGCACAACUGAUCCAGAAAAAAACGAGAUUGCAGAAGAGUUAAAAACAGCUAGAGCAAGUGAAAGUGUUCCAUGCAACAUAAAAGAGGAUGUUGAAGGAUUUGUUGGUGCCUCAUUAGUGAAUAUAGAAGAUCAAAAGGCAAUUGAUAAGAAACUAGAUCCAGUGGAUGCUUUAAAGGAGGAGAAUAAAGUUGAUGAUAAUUGCUCUACCAAAUUAGUGGAAGUCGAAGUUGAAAACAAUGUUACAGCCAUGGAAAGAGAUAUGAAUGUAGCAUUAACAAGUGAAGAAGAUAAAGAAGCAGCACAAAAAGAUGAAGCAGGAGAAAAGCUUGAUAAUUUGCUACAUGUUAUGCAUGAAGAAAGUGAGACACAAUCAGCAAAUGAAGAUGUCACAAGUGUUACCUGUACGGAGGUGGAAGGAGUGAUUGAAGACCUUAAAGAAACCUCAAAUUCAGAAAACAGGGAAGAUAUUGAAGUGCAAUCUAACUUUGUCUCGGCUGGAGUUGAAAGUGUGGUAGCUUGCUCGAAGGAAGUCAAACAAGAUCAUGAAAAGCAUGUCAAAAGUUCUACUAUUGCUAGUGAAGAAAAAGAUUUGACAGAAAGUGUAGACAUCGACUUACAACAUGAUUUUGUUUCAACUGAAAUUGUGAAUGUAGAAACAAGUGUGAAAGAAUAUGAACUAGGGGAUAAAGAACUAGUCAAAACUACUGAUAUUAUUCCUGAAAAUGAGGGUUCAAUAAGCAAUGUAGAUGUUGAUGUUGUCUCAGGUGGAAAUGAGAGUGGAAAAAAUUUCUUCGAUGAAAACAAAGCAAGGAACGAAGAAAACAUCAAAACUUUUGGUGUAAACGAAGGUUUGGGAACUGAAGAAACGAGAUUGAAGGAAGUUGAUCAAGAUGACGCAGUUGAUCAAAAUGACAAGGGGCAGGUAAACAAUUUUGAUGUUGCUCCUGAAGAGAAGGGUGUGGCAAGCAAUGUUGGUGGCGAUGUACAGAAUAAGGAAAAUUCGGAUUUAGAAGACAUCAAAGAGAAGAUCCCAACAAUAACAAGUGAAUGUGUACAAAAUAUAGAAAAAGAAGUGAAAGAAAUCACUCCUUUUGAGAAACUUCUUGAUGGCUUGCCGAAGGAUAACCUUCAAGAUUCUUCUACAGUCCUGUCAAAAGAAACUGAGCCCAUGAUAACUGAAGCAAAUGAGACACCAGAGGAAACAACUACAGAUAAAACCGAAUGUGAAAUUGCAAAGCUGCCAAUUACUGCACCAGCCCGAGAAGAUGGGUUCUUGCAAAAGGAAGUUGACCGUACAUUGGAGCCUUGUGAUACUGAGCAGGAAGUUGCAAAUGAAGACAGUCAAAUGCAAAUGGACCGAGAGCUGGAUAUUACCUCGGAGAUUACCAGUGACAAAAUCAAUACUACAUCAGAAGAUGUAGUAAUCGCAAAAAGGGAAGUCAUUAAGGACCUAGAAUCUCUACAAGAAAAAGAGCAAUCAGUAAAGAUUUUCAAUGUGAAAGAGACUGGUGAUUCCUCUGAAAGCAGCUUGAAUACAGAAGGGGUACAUACAUUAUUGGACUUGGAAGCAAAUAACACAAGGACUGAUGAACUUCCUAGAAACCAGAAUCUUGAACCAGGUGACCUGAAUGAGAUGCUCUCAUAUACAUUUGAAUCAGUUCACAAAGAUCAAGCUGAAGAAACACUUCCUUUGACAAAGAAGAGUGAAGUAUUGGGAGAAAACACUGAAGACACAAAGGAGAUAAGCAGGAAAUUAGAGCCCACAUUGAUGGUUGAUGAUAAUGUCAAUGAAACACAAAGCACAGAAGAGAUCAUCACAACUAAGGUGCAUGAGGGAAUUUAUAAAGCUAAUAAAACUGAAAAUACAAAGGAAGAAAUCAUUGAUGGAAAGAGCAACCUAGAAGAAUUUUAUCCAGAACCCAAUGAUGAUGAAAAAGUCUUCAAGAAUCUUGAACCAGGUGAUCUGGAUGAGAUGCUUUUAUAUUCAUCUGAAUCAGUUCACAAAGAUCAAACUGAAGAAACACUUACUUUGACAAAGAAGAGUGAAACAUUGGGAGAACAUUCUGAACACACAAAGGUGACAAGCAGGGAAGUAGAGCCCACAUUGAUGGUUGGCAAUUAUGUCGGUGAAACACAAAGCACAGAUAAGAUCAUCACAACUGAGGUGCACGAGGGAGUUGAUAAAGAUAUCAAAAGUGAAAAGACAAAGGAACAAAUCAUUGAUGGAAAGAGCGACCUGCGAGAAUUUCAUCUAGAGUCCAAUGAAGAUGAAAGAGUCUUUAAGGAGACAUGCUCUGACCCAAUAAUCACUGAAUUUCUCAAAGCUACAGACUCCAAAAAGAAUACAUCAAGUGUGGAUUCGCACACAGAAGAAAACACUACCAAGAAAGAUGAAACACUUGUCACAAACCCACCUGACGAAGAAAGCAUAAACAGACAAACCUGCAUUGCAUUACCUGAAGAAAAGAUUGAAGAGGAAAUCAAAGAGGAAGUUGGUAAUGGUUUGGACAAGAGUGACAUUUUAACUGUCAAAAAGCCAAUGGAAAUGACAAGUAUGGAGGAAGCUCAACAGGUUGAUGGGCCGGCAAACGCAUUUGAUAAUGAACCAGAAGAAAGGAAUCUAGAGUUUCCCAAAUCUGAGUGCUCUAUACCAGACAAAGUGGAAACCAUGAAACUUGAAGAAAGGUCCUACGACUUGGAGUCUCAGCAUUCAAAACAAAAAGACAUGGAGAUAGAGGAUAUUGUGGAGGAGAAUUUGAAUGUAAAUGAUGUUGAAGAAGCCAAACUAUACGCUGCCAUUGGAGAUGUAGAUACAAUUAAGCCAAUCCUAGAAGGGGAAAAUCUGGACACAGAUAAAAUUAGAGAAGAUGAAAUAAAAAAUGGUCAGAGUCUUGAAGAAGGAAUGCCAGAAGAGCAACUGCAAGCACCAUCUUCUACAUUACUUCCUAAGCACCAAAAACAUGAAACAGAAAUAGAAACCACCAUCAAGACGAAUGAAGAUGUAAUUACAGAAUCUGACAUGCAAAGUAGCGACUCCAUUGAGGAAGAAACUCCCUUAACAAAAGGAGAACACAGUGUGCCAGAACCCCAUGAGGUGGCUGAGGAAAGGCUAAGAACAGAUGAAAGUAAAGAAGAUAUCAAAGCAGCUCCUGAAACAUUGCCCGAGUAUAAUAAUCAAGAAAGCACUCGAGCAGUUGGAGAAGAUGAAGUCACAUGCCCAAUUUCAACAGAACAAGUUGAAGAAGUGUUGUCAUCUGCAUUACUUACAAAAGAGCCUGAACCUAUAGCUACUGAAGCAGUCAAGAAGACAGAACAGGAUAGCACGAGGGAGCUGGGAAUUCUUGACAAUGAGGUAAACGAUUCAUUGGCAAAAGAUGGAGGAGAAGAGACAUACUUGAAGAAAGAGCUUAAGGAUUUCAAAGUUGAAGAAGAAAUUGUAGAAAUUCCAAGUACAGUGUUAAAUGGAGAUGAAAGCAUUACCAACCAGGCCAUCUCUGAUGUGAUAUCAAAUGAUCAACUUCAAAUACCAUUGUCUGAGGAGCAAGAGAAUGAUACUACAACCACAUUCAAGGAUGCAGAUGAAGAGGACAAAAAAGCAUUGAAUAUUCUAGACAGUGAGGAUAUAAAAGACUCUCGUGCUCUAGAAACAGGGGAAGUGACAUGCUUGCAGGAGAACCCCAGGGAGAUCAAAAUCGUGGAUGUGAUGGGUUCUAAUGAAACUGAAGAUAAAAACAAAGGUGCAUCUCAAAUAGUGCAUGAAACUAAUUUGAAGAGAACUGAAGCUCAACCGGAGGAAAAAAUAAUCAAAUGCUCUGAAGAAAUAGCGGAAGUGGAGCUUGUACAAGAAGAAAGCACAACAGUGGUGGAAGUGAUCACAAAGGAAGAUGAAGAGAAGUGUUCCCAAAAGGAGACCAGAGAGUUUUUAGUCUCUGUUUCAACAGUGGAAGAAAUCACAGAAUCUACUGAGAGAGAGUCGAAAGAAGAUUCUCUAAACAAGGAAGUUAUUAACAGAGAGAUAUCCAACGACCAACCUCUCCCAGUUGACAAAGAUGAACUCAUCACUGACCAGGCUGGCCCUGCUGGUAUAUCAACGGAGCAGCUUCAGAAAUCAUCUUCUUCUACUUUGAUUCCCAACGAACACAAGCAUGAGGCUGUGGCAAUAGUCACCAAUAUUGAAGAAGAUGAAGAGGUGUUGAAAGAUUAUGGAGUUAAAAAGACUGUUGAAGAGAUAUGCUUUGACAAGGAACAGCCUAAGAAGAUUCAAGUCUCUGAAUCUGAGUCUUGGAUUCAUGCUGGUGACGACAUACAGGGAAGUUUAAAUGAAGAGACUAAGAAAGAAAGCGAGACCCACAAGGAAGUGCCGAAAACAGAGCCACGAGAAACUGAAGAAGAGAAGGGAAAUGCAGAACCAAUAAGGGCAGCCAUGGAAGCUCCCACUCUCGAUAUUGGUGAGCGUGAGAUAGCUUCCGACUUCAUCUCUGAAGGAACACAGAGCCAUGAAUCGCUCACCACUAUUGAAAAUGUUGAAAUCUUUGAAAAUCAUCUCAAGUUAGCAACAACCGAUUUGACCAAUGAAGAAAAUCAACGUGAGACCAUUACUGAAGCAGAAAAAAACAAAUCAAAGGUGAUUUUAGACAAAGAGGCAUUAACAAGCAUAGAACUUUCACACAAGAAAGAGAGUCUCAUCGUUGAAGAAGCCCAAAGCACACAUGAAACAUGCAAAGACCAAACUCCAAAGGAAGCAGACAAAGCAGAGAUCAGAGCAGAAAAAAUCACAACCAGUGAUAAGGAUUCUCCACCAAUUCUUCCAGAGUUAGUUAAAGAAACUUCACAGAGAGUGGAAUCAAAAGACAUAAAAACCAGAAACGAAACGUGGGCUGGUGAUAGAGAAAUCAAAGAUGAGCAAUGUGGAAAAGAAAAAGAAGCAGUGGUUUCGCUAUCUGAACUCAUACAAAGCUCAACAGAAGAAAAAACCCAAGUGGUCGAACACUUAUCCAAAGAAAAGGAGCCAAAAAGCAGCAAAGAGGUAGAACACAGUCAAAUCCAUGAAGAAGAUGAUGAAGAAGAGGAGGAAGAACAUGAAGAUGAAGACCACCCAGAUGCACCAAUCCUAGUACAUGCCUCAAAAGACAUUGAUGCCAAAGCUGCACGCAAGAAAUCUCAAGGAAUAUUUUCAGGGGUUGGGUCAAAGGUGAAACACUCUAUCUCCAAGGUCAAGAAAGUCAUUACUGGCAAGUCUUCCCAUUCCACCACCACCACCACCAAAACACAACCCAGCAGCAGUUAGAAAGCUCAGUUUGGGUUCCCAAAAAUAUUUAUUAUUUUCGUACAUAUAUGGGUGAUUCACAAUUGUUUGAUUAAUGCUUUGAAUAAGGUGAAAGAGGGUUGAUUGUGUUUUUUUUAUUAUUAUUGAGUGAGAGUGUGGUUUACCAGUUUUGCAGCUUGAUUUUGAGUUUUGUUAUUUUGUACAAAAACAUCUGAAAUGUUAUAUGGAGUUUGCUUAAAAUACCUCGGAUAUAUUUUUUUUGAAAGGGAACUAAUAAUAUAUCAUAUCCUUCUUCAACAAUCCAAAUAUUUACAAAGUUAGUUGUUCUGUAAACAUUCCUAGUGGAUACAAGAAUACCCAAUAAAGCUUACUAAACUAUAUUACUACUUGAGAGUGUGAGUAAUGCUACAGAGAAAGUCCCAAUAAUAAUUAAGCAUGUGAUCAGCAGGUUUAACCAAAUCCCAUUUUCCAGUGCAGAAUAUUGCAUAUGCAUCAGCUGCAUACUUGCCAAUACCAUGCAACUGAGUGACAUGGGUCCAGCCUUCUUCCAAAUACUCCUGCGAGAAACGCUUUAUCAUCACAGCUCUCUUCCGAAACAGACCAAGAGGUUGUAUAAUCUUCUCUAUCUCUCCUGAGCUAACCUCACUAGCAACUUUUGCAUUGGGACACAAAUUGAACAGAUCUGAUAUAACCUGCUUUGCCUGAAUACCAGUAGUCCGAUUAAGAAGCAUACAAAUGACCAAAACCCUCCAAGGGUCAUCCACAUGAUCCUCUUGGAGAAGACCAAUAUCAGAACGAGGAGGCUUCCAUGUGUUAUCACAACAUUUCCUCUCGUACGCUACGCUUCUCUUCUCUGCAGCAGAAAGCAGAAUGCUUUUCUUCUUUUUCUCUUUACCCAAACCCACAACAACCGGAUCAACAUCUUCUUCUUCUUCUUCUUGUGAUUUCUCAAAGUAAGGGGACACCUUUAUUGCUGUCUUCUUCUUCUUCUUAUGCUUUUCCUCUUUCUUCAAAUGAGCAACCACCUGAAAAGCCAACUUUGAAGCCAACUCAUAAUAGGUCUUCUGAGAAACCAACUGAGAAUAAACCAGUUGAGAACAAGUUACCACCUUUAAUGCUUCAUUCUUCUUGUUCAAAUUCUCUGUUUCUGGGUCUUCCUUCAAUCUUUUCUUCUCUUGAUCUUUCUCAAAAUAGGGUGAAAUCACUCGUUCUUGCACCACCUUCUUCUUCUUCCUUUUCCUUUUCCUUUUCUUGUUCAACACGAUCAUUUUUGUGUUUUCAUCGUCGUUUGUGAAAUAGGGAGAAACCACGCGCCAUUUGUGAUCGGAGUUGGGUUGUUGAAACGGUGUCGUUCUAUCCGAGCGGUGCUUUGUCUUUUCAUUCACUGCCACUGCUGCUACUAAUUCCAUUUUGUUCCCAAUACUUCGGAUAUAUAAAUACAUAUAUAUAACCAAAUAAAUAAUAUGCAUAACAAUUUAUGCAAAGAAGAAAGUGGAAUUGUAAAAUUCAUAUGAGAUCUGUUUAAGAAAAAGGUUUUGCAUUCCAACCAGAGAAAUCGGAGAAGAAAGAGAGCUUACCACUGACGACGUUGCUUUACUGGUUGUUGAAUAUUUUGGGGGCAAGUGAGAAAAUUGAGUACAACUCAAACUCCAUUGACAUUCGGGCUCCAAGUUUCAUCUCCAGGAGGAUGGAGGGUGCUCUUUUUCCCUUUUUUUUUUUUUUUCAAAGUCC
Molecule: messenger RNA, 16144 nt
Organism: Cannabis sativa
Lineage: Eukaryota; Viridiplantae; Streptophyta; Magnoliopsida; Rosales; Cannabaceae
Exons: 20
Coding region: 317-14434 (4705 amino acids)
Source: RefSeq, a predicted model, not a curated record